CACAGGAGCCCAUAAAGAGAGAGACUUUUGAAAUCAUCUUCAUCUUCACCGAAGCACACGAGUCGGACCUUCUCAACCCAGUAGUGAUGGCAGGAACCCAAAAGGCGUCUCUUUACGAACAAUCCAGAGAAGAGAGGAUCAAAGAGAAUCUUCAGAGGAUGCAAAAUCUAGGCAUCUUGAAUCUCUCUCGCAAACUCAGAUCUGAGAAUCGACCCGUUAAGAGAUCUUGUGGUAACCCUAAUUUGGCUCAGAGAUCGACUCCUCCUCUUCAGCCUUCUCGCCGAUCUUCUCGAUUGGAGAACACAACUCCAGUUAACUACACUGAUGGGAUUUAUGAGAAGGAUAAAAAAGCAUCUAAACUAGGGAGUGUGGUGAUUGGUGAAGGGGCAAAGCCAGAGAUUUACACUGAGGAACAUGAGAAGCUUCUUGGGAAUACAGAACGAACCUGGACUUGUUUUGUUGAUGGCUAUGAUAAGGAUGGGAAACGGGUUUAUGAUCCGGUUACGGGUAAGACUUGUCACCAAUGCAGGCAGAAAACGAUGGGAUACCGUACACAGUGCAGUGUAUGCAACUUGGUCCAAGGACAAUUCUGUGGUGAUUGUUUGUUCAUGAGAUAUGGUGAACAUGUGCUCGAAGCUCUGGAGAAUCCAAACUGGAUUUGUCCUCCUUGUCGUGGGAUUUGCAAUUGCAGUGUGUGCCGGAAUCAUAAAGGAUGGGUUCCAACUGGUCCGAUUUACAGAAGGAUAGCUGCACUUGGGUAUAAGUCUGUAGCACAUUAUCUGAUUCAAACCAAACGGGCACAAACUGAUGACUCAACCCCAAAUCAAGCUUCUGCAAAGAGAUCACUUUCCUUUCAAGAAAAGAUUACUGAUGAUGAAGAUGUACCAAAUCUUCAGAUUGAUGAUUUCUUGCAGAAAGAGGAAGAUGAAAACACAAACGAAAAUCAGAAUGGCGAUCUCCCUGAAGAAGUACAAAAGCUUCCAAAAAUCAAAAAUCAGAAUGGUGAUUCCUUGAAGAAAGAGGAAGAUGAGAAUCCAAAUCCAGCUAGAAGGUCACUGAGCUUCUUAUUACCUUCUGUGGAUGAUCAAGCUGCAUUUGUGGAUGUUCAGGUCUUAAGUUGUCUUGAGCCACCCAAGCAAAAAGGUCAGGAAAGGAUAGGACAAAACUCGAAUUUGGAGACAAGACCAGUAAGCUACUUGCUUCCUGUGGAUGAUCAGACUAUAUUGGUUGAUGUUCAGGUCUUGAGUUAUCUUGAGACGCCAAAGCAGGAUAAACAAGAACAUCCAUGUGCCCACAUUGGUGAUGCUCUUCCAGAAGUUCAAGAAAGGACAGGACAAGACCUGACUUUGGAGACAAUACCUAAGGAAAAUCAGACUCCUGUUGUCGAAGCUCAUAACCAGGUCCUAUCCGAUGAGACAGGGACCGGGGUUAACUCAGUGAGUACUCGAGUAACAAGAGGUAAGAGGAAAGCGGCUCUUGAACCUAAUCCAAACAGCAUUGGUGGAAGACUAAGGCAGCGCGGAAGGAAUUAAACUGAGCUUUAGAAGAAACCUAACCUCUUUUGUUAAGCUACUACAUGACUCUUUCAGAUUUUUCUUUUUGGGUUUCUUUGCCGAUGUGCAAUCUAUUUUGAAAGUCUAACAUCUUUUGUUUCCAACGGAUCCUUAAAAGAAUCAUUCCAAGCCCUCUUUUGUUUAAACUCUAGUUAUUAAUAUAAUUAAGGACGAUUAGGAAAAUUAAA
Molecule: messenger RNA, 1741 nt
Organism: Capsella rubella
Lineage: Eukaryota; Viridiplantae; Streptophyta; Magnoliopsida; Brassicales; Brassicaceae
Exons: 5
Coding region: 87-1532 (481 amino acids)
Biological process (GO): regulation of DNA-templated transcription
Cellular component (GO): nucleus
Source: RefSeq, a predicted model, not a curated record